Molecule: messenger RNA, 2151 nt
Organism: Nakaseomyces glabratus
Lineage: Eukaryota; Fungi; Ascomycota; Saccharomycetes; Saccharomycetales; Saccharomycetaceae
Gene: NUP82
Product: linker nucleoporin NUP82
Biological process (GO): ribosomal small subunit export from nucleus; mRNA export from nucleus; protein import into nucleus
Cellular component (GO): nuclear pore
Molecular function (GO): structural constituent of nuclear pore
Source: RefSeq, a predicted model, not a curated record
AUGUCGAUCCCCAAUAUACUCAAAAACUCCGAAGCGUUUACUGGAAAUGCAGCUCAGAGGUUCCUUUUUUCAUCUUCUGACGGCACAAAGAUUGUAUCAAUCGCUGACCGUGGGCAUCUCCGUUGGUGCCAUAGCACUUCUACAACUUAUAAAAGCUUAGAUUUUGAUUUGCAAUUUGAAGGUAAAGUGGAGGGUGCGGUUUCAAGUACAACAGCCGAUUACGUAUGUAUCUACAAUCGAGAUGAGCUGCAUGUGUUGGAAGUUCCAUGGAUGUAUUCUGGAGAGGAGAAUGGCCUAAAACAUCUUUGCCACAUUUACAGCCACAAAUUUGAUGAAAAUCAUAGUAUUAAACAAGUUUUAUUUCACCCUAAGAGCUAUCUGGAUUCUACUAUACUUGUUCUGACGAAUGACGAUAGUAUUUUCAUGAUAAACACAGACGAUAAUAGAUCUGACAAGAAUAUGAUUAAUCUUAAUAGCAAGAACUCUGCCCUCGGGCUAUACGAUCGAAUCAACGAUAUCCAAAAGAUUAUUUUCUCACAGGAUGGCUUGUCUUUGCUCAUACUUAGUGCUGAGGAAGGUUGUGAUAUAUUUACCAUUUAUCCGUGCCUUCCAAGACGGUGGGAUAUCUCUCUACAUGAAGUAGACACAUUAUUUGCGAAAUCAUUGCUUCUUUAUAACAACAUGAAUGUAAACACAACACCGCAGGAAAAAAGAAAUAUUGUCAAGCAGCUUAAUUUCAUGGAGAAAAUCAGAGGUCAAAAGACUGCCUUCAGGAAUGAUAAAAAACCUUUAAUACUUGAGGAUGCUUACCUUAAUGCACAACCCCAAGGGCCAUUUUCUAUGACACCUUAUCCUAAUGAACUAUAUGAUUUCAUGGCAACAGAUAUCAAUAUCAUUCAAAUUACACAAAACAUAUCCUUACUAGCAAUUGCGUUUAGUAAUGGAACUGUUCUUUUAUUUCUUUCAGAUUUAGAACCUAUUAUGAGUUGGGAUAUUUCUAGAUUUCCCGGAAGCAACUCAUUGGCACUUUUGGAACAGAUAAAGCUCGAAAUAACAGAUAAUGCAAAGUUUUUAUCGAUUCCAGGAACCUAUGGUAAAUUUGUGGUCACUGACAAUGUUAAGUCGAAUUUCUUUGUUAACACUUGUGAUUGGUCUACAAUUCUGGCUCAAAUAAUUGAUGAUUCUGAUAUUAAACUAUUAGCAAACUUAAAGGUUAAAUCAAAUAUUGAAAACCUUCAACAAUUAGCUACUACCUUUAAAAGCAUAAUAUACUGGAAAAAUGAAAACAUCUCAUGCAAUUAUAUUAUUAGUGAUAAAAAAAUUGAGGAGUUGGACAUGCUUGAUGGAAUUUCAAGUACAACGAAACACAAAUUAAUUGAUCAAUCCAAUAGUCAGGUGGAAAGUAAACUUGACUUACCGGAAUUAAAAAACGGUCUUUAUGAAGUUAAAUUUGCAAGACCAUUGACAGAAAUACAACAUUAUGAGCAAAUAUACUAUAAGAAUCUUCAAAAUCAAAAUUUUACAAAAAUACCGCUUGAAAUAAGAAGUGCACCACUGAAAAACUCAAGUAACGAAAAUCAAUUAGAAUCAUUGACCAAAAUUUCUGAAAGUUAUAUGAAAAUGAUAUCAAUGGCUCAGACGCUCGGUUACAUAUAUAGGAAAAGAAUGAUUGACUCUAUUGAGGAAUUCAGCAGGCAAAUCGAGACGACCUAUCAAAUAAAUAAGUUUUGGGAUAAUUUUGAACAAAUAAGAGAGGUCCAAAAUACUAAGAUCGAUAAGGUAAAAGAAAAACAACAAAAACUAAUGGAAAGACUAUCAUCAUUAUACGAUAAGGUUGAAGGGCAAAAGGAAAUGGGAUCGAUGAAUAACUCUAAUAUUUCAGCUGCUGAAAGUGAGUGGUUUGCUGAGAUUAAAAGGUCGGUUAUCGAGUUUAACAGUUAUGUUAGGAAGGCCUCGACUAAUCAUCAAGAGUUGGAAUUCAUAAAAGAGCAACAGGCUCAAAUAGCUAAUCAAAAACCAGACAUAAGCUCGGAAAAUGGCAAAGAAUGGAAUGAUCUUCAACAGCUUCUGCGAACAGACUUGAAAAUAAUUUCUGAAUUUGAGAAAAAAUGCGACACUGCGGUAAACGGUAUUAACCAACUUAAAAUAUAA